AUGACAAAUCCAGACGAGCCCUUUAGUGCAGAGUACUAUCAGCACAUGCUCCUGUCGCUCACACUCAAUUCCAAGGCCCUUAUAACUGAACUCACAGCAUUGGCAGAAAUUUACGUGGACAAUGCGCCUGAGAUUGUCCGAUUGAUCGAGGACAGAAUCACCAAGAUCCUCCCGAAGUACAAGCUUUUCUCGUUUUAUCUAUUAGACUCUGUAAUUAAGAACAUAGGCAACCCAUAUAAUCUCUUGUUUGCCAAAAAUCUAUACAAGACAUUCACAGAGUCCUAUCUAAUAGUUGAAGACACCCACACCCGCCAAGAUCUUAUCAACUUGUUCCAAACAUGGAUGACUGGACAGAGCAGCAAUGGCCUUGAAAUCUUCCCUAAAGAGGUCUUGCAGAAGAUCGAAACAUUCAUCAUAAAGGCAACGUCGUUGGCUGGUGGAUCCGCCCAAGGAGCACCAAAAGUGAAUAGAGACGCAAUUCUCAGAGAGGGCAAUGUUCUUCUACAGCAUAUAAUUGCAAUGGAUGAUGAGCUUGAAAGAUUUGAAGAUCUGACGCCCGACUAUACAGAGCAAAUCCAACAAUGGAGACGUUUUAGAAACGAUUUGGUGUUUGAGAUCAAUACAAUCUGUGAAAGUACCAUGACAAAAGCCAAAGAUGCGUUUGAGAGAUUGAAAGACGGCUAUGCUGAAGAUCUACGUCGUAUACGAAAGGAUUUGGAUGGGCAAGCUGUACAACAACAGAAUCUUAUCAAAGAAGCAGCGCAAGCUCCAACAACGACAGAUGCAGCCGCAUGGUAUCCGGAACUCAACAAUGUUUACAAAAGAGUAAGAGUCCUUAUGAUCCUCGAUCCAAAGGAUGAGAAAUUCAUGAACAGUGUGAAAUGCUGGGGACAACCAAAGGAGAAUGUGAUUAAUCUGGCAUCAAAACAAGAUGAAUCUAGCCAAGCGGCAGCUACACAGCUGCCGAAGAGUCAGAUCGCUGAACCCAUUGCAUUUACAGAAGAACUUGCGGCAACAGCCCCUCUUCCGUCUCUGACCAAACCCAAUGAGAUAUCACUCGCUCAAAGUCUAGGGUUGGAUUUCGCCUCUAUUGAUUUCCCGGAUUUCGGGAAGGAUAAGAUCCGUCAUGGGUCUUUCGAUGAAUGCGAGGACGCAGAGGAUGGAGAUGGAGAUGGAUACGAUCCCGAACAUGCAAUAGCUCUUGAUCAUGAACCUCAAUUUAUACCCAAAGAGCCACGGAAAGACAUCGUGGUACAAAAGCUGAGCUUGAAGCGUGCUAGAGAUUCCGAGGAGCGGGUCGUCAAGCGUGUACGUUUCGACGACUGA
Messenger RNA from Australozyma saopauloensis, 1326 nucleotides. RefSeq lists its product as uncharacterized. Lineage: Eukaryota; Fungi; Ascomycota; Pichiomycetes; Serinales; Metschnikowiaceae. The record is from RefSeq and is a predicted model, not a curated record. Gene Ontology annotation, cellular component: mRNA cleavage factor complex; cytoplasm. The transcript has a single exon. Gene Ontology annotation, molecular function: RNA polymerase II complex binding; mRNA binding. Gene Ontology annotation, biological process: termination of RNA polymerase II transcription. The coding region runs from base 1 to 1326 and encodes 441 amino acids.